AUGUCAUUAAUAAAUAAUAAUAAUAAUAAAAAAUGUUCAAUCCAUCCAAGUAAAAGUGUGAAACUUUUAUGUUUAGAUUGUAAAUUAAUGCCAUGUUGUAUUUUAUGUACAUCAAGUAAUGGUUCUCAUCAUCGUCAUCGAUUAGAACCAAUAUCAACAUCAAACAUUCUUUCAAUGAUGAAUAAUUUUAAAGAUGAUAUUUGUCCAAAAUUACUUGAAAGAUUUGGAGAUAAUAAACAAACAUUAAAAGAUUCCAAUGAAAUUUUCAAUGAAAUUCAAUCACAAAAUGAUGAAAAUAAAAAAUUACUCAAAGAUGAAUUUAAAAAACUUCACCACAUACUCUCAAUACUUGAAUUAGAUAUUGAAAAACAAUUAGAAACGGUAUUCCAAGAAAAUACAUUAAUAAAUGCAACUAUUACCUCUUCAAUCGAUAAUGAUAAUGAUAAUGAUAAUAGUAAUUAUAAUAAAAAUAUUAGUAAUAAUAAUUAUAAUAAUAAUAAUAAUAAUUAUAAUAAUAAUAAUAAUAAUAAUAAUAAUAAUAAUAAUAAUAAUAAUAAUAAUAAUAAUAAUAAUAAUAAUAAUAAUAAUAACUCAAUGAUUGAUAAAUUAAAUAAUUCAAUUAAGAAUAUUAAUAAUAUUCAACAAAAUUACGAUGAUUACGAUUGUGGUGAUGAAGAUAUUAAUGGUUAUCAUAAAGAUACUGAUACAAUUCAACUAAUUAAACAAUAUCAACAAUCAUUAUUGUUAUUAAAAAAUAAUAUUAAUAUCAAUAAUCGAAAUAAAUUAAAAGAAUAUAAUAAUCAAAUAAUUAAAUUCGAUAAUCAAACAAUUGAUGGUAUUAAAAAUAAUUUAAAACUAAUUUAUGAACUUAUUAAUAAUAAUGAUAAGAAUAAUAAUUAUAAUAAUAAUAAUAAUAAUAAUAAUAAUAAUAAUAAUAAUAAUAAUAAUAAUAAUAAUAAUAAUAAUAAUAGUAAAUUAAAUGAAAAAUUUAAGAUUGAAAUUGAUGAAAAUAAUUAUAAAUUUAUAAAAAAAAUUGGUACUAGUGAAAAAUAUUAUAUAUAUUCAGAGGACAGUGAAUUACCAAAAGAUAUUUAUAAUUAUAAAAUUGCACUUGGAGAAGAUUGUGGUAGUUUAUUAAAACUUAAAUCAAAUAAAAAUUUAAAGGAUGUAAUAUUAUUAGAUGGAUUUAAAGAAAGUUUAGAACCAGGUGUAUUACCACUUGGUAUUGAAUAUUUAGAUAUAUGUGAUAUUAAAACACCAUUAGUUAAAGGAUCAAUACCAUCAAGUGUUAGGCGGUUAUCAUUUCAUGAUGGAUUUAAUCAAUCAAUUGAGGCUGGUAUUAUUCCUUCGAGUUUUAUAUGGUUAUAUCUACACGACAUUAAAAAGCCAUUAAAGAUUGGUUCAAUUCCUAAUUCUGUAGCUCAAUUGCAUGUUUGUGAUGGAUUUUCCCAAUCACUAGAACCAGGUAUUAUUCCCUCAAGGGUCGGAUCUUUAAUUUUAAGAGAUAUCAAACGCUCAUUAGAGAUUGGAUCAAUUCCAAAAACUGUUGCUCAUCUAAAUUUAGGAAAUGGAUUUAAUCAACCAUUAUCAAUCGGUACCAUUUCUUUGAUACCUGAAGGUAUACAAUCGUUAGGUUUAAAUAAUAUUAAAAGUGAAUUAAAGAUUGGAUCACUUCCUAAAUCAGUUGAAUCCAUUCAGUUUAAUGAUGGUUUUAACCAAUUACUCUCACCAGGUAUUAUACCAGAUAGUGUUAAAUCCUUAUUCUUCUAUAAUAUUAAAGUACCAUUAGUUGUUGGAUCAAUUCCUAAAUCAGUCACUGAAUUAAAUUUCUAUAAUGGUUUCGAUCAAUUAAUAACACCAGGUAUAAUUAGUGAUGGAGUGAAAUUCUUACAAUUAUGUGAUACUAUUUCAUUAGAAGUGAAUUCAAUACCAAAUUCUGUAACAAAUCUCAGUAUUUGUGAAGGAUUCAAACAUCAACUAACACCAGGAAUCAUUCCAAAUUCAAUAAAGCAAUUAAAUUUAGGAAAAAUGAAUGCACCACUAAUUGAAGGAUCAAUACCCAAAAAUAUUCCAAAAAUUAUUUUACAAUAUAAUUUUGAUCAAUCAUUAGAUAUUUGUAAAUUAGAUAAAUCUGUAGAAAUUAUUAAAUUAUAA
Dictyostelium discoideum AX4 is the source of this 2154-nucleotide messenger RNA. RefSeq lists its product as hypothetical. The coding region runs from base 1 to 2154 and encodes 717 amino acids. NCBI's taxonomy places the organism in Eukaryota, Evosea, Eumycetozoa, Dictyosteliales, Dictyosteliaceae. The transcript is spliced from 2 exons. The record is from RefSeq and is a predicted model, not a curated record.